GGGCCAGGCGAGGAUUUUCACGAAAACAUCCACCGCAGACUGCGCAUAGAAGCGAGCGGGACCCGACGCUGUGGAUUCAGCGGCGUGACAGUCGAGUCUAUGGCGUGUUUAAAGUUGGACAUCGGUGUUUGGCCUUGAACGGAGACGGCAAAAGCGUAAAGAAAAAGAGGUUUAACGGCGAUGAGCGCGGUGUCACUUGUUAGAUAGAAAGACAGGCAGAGAGGGGGCAAAGUGGACUCCCUCCCUCCGUAGAGCUCGUUCUCGCCCGAUGGAGGAUGACGGGACCCUUGCAGUGAGCUCGAGGCCCGGAAUGUCACCUGUGCGACGUCGAUAUCUCGUCGGAGGACGUAAUUAGAGAAAAGACCGCGCACACCUGUCCGCCCCCCCUCGACGACUCUUCUGACAACUUCUCAGCCAGCUUUGUGUUAAAAAACAAACAAACAAAAAAAGUUAGUUAGCAGGUCAACGUUAGCUGCGCGAGGCGACCCCUCGCGCAAGAUGACUAUCAUAGACACCACUUAACGAGAGGUUAUUCACCGCCUCAGGUGAGCCAACGGGAACAGGACAGGUGAACAAACGCGCUGUCGCCUUCUUGAUGGACUCCUUUCUUCUUCUCACGGGUUCGUUCUAGAAAAAAAAAGUUGUCCUGUUGUAUUUCGACCAGCAGCAGGUCGACUCCAGCGCAUUUGUCUAAGAGAAUUUGUCGAACCAGCACUUCUUGGACGUUUUUUUUUUCCUCCUUCCCCCUCAUCAAGUGUCACCGAUUCCCUCCAGCAACCAUGUCAUUCAAAGACAACCCGUGUCGGAAGUUUCAAGCCAACAUUUUCAACAAAAGUAAAUGCCAGAAUUGCUUCAAGCCCAGGGAAUCUCACCUGCUGAACGACGAAGACUUAAAUCAGGCAAAACCUAUAUAUGGAGGAUGGCUGCUGCUGGCACCAGAGGGAACAAAUUUUGACAAUCCCCUGCACAGAUCCCGGAAAUGGCAAAGGAGGUUCUUCAUCCUUUAUGAGCACGGCUUACUUCGCUAUGCCCUGGAUGAAAUGCCCAGCACUCUGCCACAGGGUACAAUCAAUAUGAACCAGUGCUCUGACGUCAUCGAUGGAGAGUCCAGGACAGGUCAGAAGAAUUCGCUGUGCAUCCUGACACCUGAGAAAGAGCACUUCAUACGGGCUGAGUGUAAAGAAAUUAUCAACGGGUGGCAGGAGGCUCUGACUGUGUACCCCAGGACCAACAAGCAGAACCAGAAGAAAAAACGCAAGGUUGAUCCACCCACUCACCAGGGUGGAGUAACUCCAAGCCAGUGUUUUUCCACUGAAGACAUGAAUGGACACCCAGAGCCUGGCCCCGCCAAGGUGACAGUGACCAGCAGUGGAGGAAGCAUCCCCUGCAUACCCAGCAGUAUCGCCAGUGCUGAGCGAGUCCCAAUGAGCCGUGCCACCCUGUGGCAGGAGGAGAGCCGCUGGAGCAGGGCCACCAUCCCCUGCAGCCGCAGUGCUUCCUGUAUCAGCCAGCUGGGCCAGAGUCAACCCGAAUCCAGUAUAACUACUCAGGAUGAUGCCGGCACAAUGAGCACUGGGCGCAAGGUGCGAGUGGAAAGUGGUUACUUUUCUCUGGAGAAGACCAAGUCGGAGCCCGCUCCACCGUCUACACAGCAUCCUCAGCCACCCCAGCAUCUUCCCCUGUCCUCGUCAGCAUCCUCCUCCUCUUUAGGAGCUCUCAGUCCCAGGUACAGCUCUGAGUCAGAACCCCAAAUUUCCCCUUUUCAACCCUCCCAAGAUCCUCUCCCUUCUCCAGGUGCACUAGUUUCCCCCAGCUACUCCACCAUCAGUUCCUCCCAGAGCUCGCUGGACUCUGAUCCCAGCGUCACUACACCGACCUGGGAGGGACACAGCGGUGGUGGAGGAAGCACUGGCAGUGCCAGUGGUGGAGGAGGCAGAGUGGGCCGGUCUGGCAGGGAAUACGCAACGCUGUCUGAUGUGCCACGGGCUCGCAGACUGAGCUACCGAGAAGCCUUCCGCUCAGAGAAAAAACGCCAAGAGCUGAGGGCACGGACACGGAGUCCUGGCAGAGAGGAGGUGGCUCGGCUGUUUGGGCAGGAGCGCAGGCGUUCUCAAAUCAUUGGCCGAUUCGAGGAGGGUCAGCACGUAGAGCGUAUGGACACGAGCAGCUCCACUGAGCCCUCCACCAACACCACUCUAAUCCAGAGACAAGGCCGCAGCGAGAGACGCUAUCUGGCUAACAAACAUGAGAUGUCACUGGAUGCAGGAAAAGACCGUUCAGUCCCCGAUGUGUCCAGCUCCACUUUUGCUAAUUUAAGAAGAGCCAAGUCACUGGACCGCAGAGUCACAGAGUCUUCAAUGACGCCAGAUCUGCUGAACUUCAAAAAAGGAUGGAUGACAAAGCUGUAUGAAGAUGGAAUGUGGAAGAAACACUGGUUUGUCCUGACAGAUCAGAGUUUGAGGUACUACAAGGACUCAAUAGCCGAAGAGGCUUCAGAGCUGGAUGGUGAGAUUGACCUCUCCACAUGUUAUGAUGUCAAAGAGUUCCCAGUCCAGAGGAAUUACGGAUUCCAAAUCAUGUGUAAAGAGGGAGCCUGCACCCUGUCAGCCAUGACCUCUGGAAUCCGUCGCAACUGGAUUCAGGCCAUAAUGAAGAAUGUGCGACCCACAAUCGCCCCUGAUGUCACCCGGAAAAACAUCUCUCUGAAACUAUCCGUUCUGAAGCCCAGAUCCCUCCCAGAGGAGAAGAUGAAAGCGAUGUUGGAGCCAUGUCCACAGACUACCACUGAGCCAAGCCCCAGUCCUGAGGCCCCCAGGUCUGACGUCCACAGACAGCCAGCUGGCGCUAAUGCCCCUUGCUCUGAGCCCCGUAAAAGCCGUGUUCGUGAGCGCAGACGAGAGGGUCGCUCCAAGACUUAUGACUGGUCUGAGUUCAAAAUGGAACAAACGGGAAAGCCGCUGAAGGAACGAGCAGACACAGUCGACCUCAGCUCAUCAUUCUCAACAACCUCCUCAUACUGUUCUCCCUCCUCUUCUCCUUCCUCAUUAGCGUCCUCUCCGGUCUCUACCUCCUCCCUCUUAACCUCUUCUGUGUCAGGUGCUCACCCACCAUCUAUGACAGAAGAUGCAGAAAAAGAGAAUGUCAGGAGGGGAAGCACUUCACAUAGGGCAACCAGUGCAAACCACAUGCCAAAUACAGUUACUGUCACCGUGACCUCCACGCUCAACACUACAUCACCCAUACAGCCAUCGACACCUGAAUGCCAAGAGCAAGGAAAGAUGGAAGUAGAUCACCCUCCAGCCAUGCAUCCUGGUAGUGGGGAUAGGAAGGACAGCAGAACCUCAGACGUCCAAGAAGAAAUUGAGCAGCGGUGGCAUCAGGUUGAGACAACACCAUUAAGAGAAGAGAAGCAAGUGCCCAUCAAUACUGCUUUAACAAACUCUGAAAACUCUGACAGACUGCCUCCAAAUGAGCUUGCUGCACUGUUAGACAAAGAAUUGGGACAGAAGCAGAAGGAGCUGGACCGUCUACAGAAGCAAAACAACCUUUUAAAAGAGCAGUUGGAAAAUGCUCUAGGGAGAGAACAAAGUGCCAGGGAGGGCUACGUUCUGCAGAGUGCAACACCCCCUUCCUCUUCGCCACACAAAGUGCCAUAUCAAAGAUUGCACACACUUACACAAGAUUUGCAGAGUGAGUUGGAAACCCAAAAGCGCAAGCAGGAUCUCGCUCAGCAUCAGAUUCGGACACUAAAGAGAAGCUACACAGAAGCACAGGAUGCUGUAAACCGCCAUGAGACUGAUAUUCAGGCUCUGCAGACUAAACUGGCAUCUGCAAUGGCUGAAAUCUUGGCUAGUGAAGAGGCUGUGGCCAGAAUGCGCAAUGAGCUCAAGCUAGAGCAGGAGCGUUCAAAGGAACAAGAAGAGGAACAUGGCCGUAGUGAGACCACCCUACGAGCCCAGCUAAAGGACAGUGAGGAUCGACUCCGAGAAGUAGAGGCAAGUCUCUUGGAGCGAAAUCAGGCCCUUAGGCACCUGGAGCGCCAGCAGGCCCUGCAACGAGACCACAUGAGAGAGAUACAGCGGCUGCAGGAGAGGCUGCAAGAGGUGACUGCUCGACUAAAUGCAACUGAAGAAGGUCAGGCGCUGAAGGAGGAGCGCUUGAGGAAGGAGCAGAACUGCUUGCAAGAGAGUCAUGAGAGGGAAAGGCAGAAUCUGUGUAGAAGAUUAGCUGAGGCUGAAGCUGCACAGAAAGAAAUGGAAAACAGAGUACUGGAGGCUGAGCAGCAGGUGGAGGCCCUGUUAAGAGGGAGGCAGGCCUUGGGAGGGAAGGAAUGCAGGGAGGAAAUGCUGAAGUUGCAAGAAGAGCUUGCACAGAAGACUGACAUGGUUGAGUCGCUGAGGGAGAGUGUGCGUAGGCUAGAAGAAGAGAAAGGCCAUCUCACCUGCCGCUGUCAGGAGCUUCUUAACCAGAUCGCAGAAGCAGACCGCGAGGUGAAUAAGCUCCGCAAUCGUUUGGAAACAGAAGAGGCUGAUUACAAUACCCUGGAGCACUCAUAUGAGAGGGCUACCCAAGAGUUUCAGAAAAUGAGCCAGUUUCUGAGAGAAAAAGAGGAAGAGAUCCGGCAAACUAAAGAGAUGUAUGAGAGACUGAUGGAACACAAGGAAGCCGACUUGAAAGAGGCCCUUGUUAAAAUGACUGCACUUGGCAACAGCUUGGAGGAAACAGAACAGAAAUUGCAAGCUAAGGAGGAGCUUCUUUGUCAAAUGAGUCAAAGCCUCUUAGAUAAGGUAGAGCCCUGUAGUGCUGAAAAGGAUCUGAAGGCCAAGCUUGUGGUUGCAGAGGACCGCAUAGCAGAGCUCGAGCAGCAUCUCAAUGCUCUGCAGCUGGGCUACGCAGACCUACGCAUGGAAAGGCAGCAAAUCCCCGAACAGAGCAAGAGAGGAAGGCUUAAAGCAUCGGUCUCCUUCUCACCAAACACAGAGCUCCAACUUUCCUUUGACAAGACAUCCAAGACAGGGAACUCCCCAGAUAAGGAGUGUCAAGCUAAGAGACCAAGGAUACGUUUUAGCAGUAUUCAGUGCCAAAAAUACAUGAAUCUAGAGGGCAUGGACACUAGUACCUUUGCAGACACAAGUCAAAAAGUUAAUCAGGACUUAAAUGAAGACAACCAUCCAGCUGAUGGAAACUCUGAUAUCACAUUCCCUCACAGCAGUGACCCAGAGAAGUUUAUCUCUAUCAUACAUGCCCUAGAGACUAAACUGCUGGCCACUGAAGAUAAACUAAGAAACCUCACACAGACUCUAGAAGAGCAGCGAUCCGUCCAAGCAGAACACAUCUCCAAGAUUGAUCAAAAGAUGACAGGAACAAAGGCUAACCCUGAUAAAGAAUUGAGUUGUGGAAGUGAGAUACAGAGUAGUGCCAGUAAGCAUUAUGCCAAGGCCCUGGUGUGUGUGGAAAGUAGUCGAGAGAAAGUCAGGACUAUCCUCAGUGGCUCUCAGGAAAGCGCUGAUUCACAGCUGCACUCAUUGUCAGAGAUAGAGAAAGAGUUGUUCGAUGCAUCACUGUACAUCAGACAAGGACAAAAGAUGUUGGAAGAGCAAUCACCAGUUGUCCCUCAAACUCAAACCCCAGAGACUGUAGAUAAAGAUUCCCUGCAUCUCUUUGCCAAAACUCUGUCUUUUGAGGCAGUAGUGUUAAACAAGAUGGCUUUGUUAAUACAGACUUCUAAGUCUGACCUCCUACAAGCUCUUGCAGAGAUUUGGGAGGACAUUGAGAAUAUUAAAAAGAGUGACCAGGACUGCUUGGCUGUAGUUUAUGCUGAUGUCUUGACCAGGAAGUUGAUGUUGGAGAGUGCGUUCUGGAAAGAACUGGAGAAAGCUGAGAUAGAUGUUGCUAAAUCCAAAGAGGGCAGUGUUUCAGCUGAUGUAGAUGUUGAUAGCACUGUUAUCUUUAACACAUUCAUUAAAGCAGAACUAGCCUACUCUGUUCAAAACCUUAAACAUUGCUAUGAAGAGAAAUUCAAAAUACUAAAAAGGGAGUUGACUGAAGCCCGAAAAAACCUACAUCAAAGGGAAAUGGCCCUGAAAGCAAUUAUUGAAGCUUCCAAAAGGCCUGAUUUAAAAAGUGUAAUAAAAGAAGUCAAAAACAACUUUGGGUUUAGUAAACAGAAGUUAGCUGACAUUCACCCACCUGAACUUGCUCCCUACAUGGAGCAGAUUGAAAUGGAAGAGUCUAAACAUUUGGCUGAGGAAAUCGUAGACAGACACUUGGCUGGAGAAAUGCCCUCCUGUGGUGUUGACUCAGUUGAAUCACUGCGAAAUGCUCAUGAAACCCUGGCUAAUGAGCUCCAGAGACAGGCAGCAAUCCUCCAUAAGUAUGCUCAAGAGAUAGAAAGUGGUGGAAACCAUCCUGGACUGGCUAAAAUGAUCCACGCUCUUCUAGGGCACCAAACCUCACAUAGUUUCACAAGUACCUCUCUUUGUAUGCGCGAAGCCCUAAUCCAGUCUCAAGUGGCUUAUGUGGCAUGCAGGUUACGGACCAUGCAUGAACAAGAAUUAGGCUGGUGUAAACAGACCGGUCAGAACAUGGAUUCUCUUGUCCAGCAGCAUGCCCGCAAUGUCAGUGUAAUCCAAGAGAAAUAUGAAGCAUCCUUACAGGAGGAGCGGCUGAACUUCACACAGACUGUCGGCUCUCUUCAGAAGGAGAACCAAACUCUAAAGAGUGAGAUCAGCAAACGUGUUGGCCAGCUCUCCCAGCAGCAGGAGCAACUGGCUCUCCUGGAGGAGCGAUUCAAGAAGGAGACUGAAGAGCUGAAGCAGAAGCACAAACAAGAGCUAAGCCAAGCAGAGAAAGGUCGCACCUCGACAGAGUUGGCCCUCAUGGAGACCACAGCCGACAGUCAGCGAAAGCUUGAAGUGCUCCUGGUGGACAUGGACACCAUGGAGGAGCGACAUGAGAGUUAUGUGAGGAAACUGGAGGAGCAGUUUGAACAGAGGAUCUGUGAGCUCCAGCAGCUCCACAAAGAGGAGCUGGAAAAGUUACAUUCCCAGUACAUGGCAAGCAUACAAUGUGUCCAAGAAUACCAACAGGACAAAGAUGAUCCUGAUGGUUCUCAUUCUGAUGAGGCAGCUACACCAAUGGAAGAGGAGGAGCAGGGGAAGGGGGAGAACGUACAGGACAUGUCAGAAGGGGACACCAUGGUGGUGCUGAAGGAUCGGAUUCAGGAGCUGGAGACUCAGAUGAACACCAUGAGGGAUGAACUGGAGAUCAAGCACCUGGAAGGAGAUGUGGCCAGCCUGAGAGAGAAAUACCAGAGAGACUUUGAAAGUCUUAAGGCCACAUGUGAACGUGGCUUUGCAGCAAUGGAAGAAACCCACCAGAAGGUAAUUCAAGACAUCCAGAGGCAGCAUCAGAGGGAGAUUUCCAAACUAAUGGAAGAGCGAGAGAGACUGUUGGCUGAGGAGACCGCUGCCACAAUCGCUGCUAUUGAAGCUAUGAAGAAUGCACACAAGGAGGAAAUGGAGAAGACACAUCGCUCCCAACUGAGUGGAGUGAACUCUGACAUUGAUGAACUACGCUUACAAUACGAGGAGGAGCUGCAGUCCAUCCAGAGAGAACUGGAGGUGUUGUCAGAGCAGUACUCCCAGAAAUGUCUGGAGAACGCUCACCUGGCCCAGGCACUGGAGGCCGAGAGGCAGGCCCUCAGGCAGUGUCAGAGAGAGAACCAGGAACUAAAUGCUCACAACCAGGAGUUGAAUAACCGACUCACUACAGAGAUCACUCGGAUGCGCUCCUGUUUCAGCGGUGAAACAGCGCUGUCACCACUUACACAGGGCAAAGAUGUGUAUGAACUGGAGGUGUUGCUAAGAAUUAAGGAGUCAGAGAUCCAGUACCUUAAACAGGAAAUCCACUCUUUGAAAGAUGAGCUACAGUCUGCUUUAAGGGACAAGAAAUAUGCCACAGACAAAUAUAAGGACAUCUAUACAGAGCUCAGCAUUGUGAAAGCAAAGGCUGACUGUGACAUCAGCAAACUGAAGGAGAAGCUGCUCAUUGCCACAGAAGCUUUAGGCGAGAGGAAUGUCGAUGGAACAGUCACAUCUGGAUACGAUAUCAUGAAAUCAAAAAGUAAUCCAGAUUUCCUGAAAAAGCAAUCCAAGCAAUCAAGAGGUGUAAGGUCAAAGUCUGUCACUGAACAGGUCUCAUGGGACAGCUGACACUCCCAUUGUGGGAUGAUUCCCCCCCAACCCCCGUCCCAAGAUGUGCUAGCCUGAAAGAGGGACUGACUGUGCAGGAGCGGAUGAAGCUUUUUGAGGCGAAAGAUUCCAAAAAGAUUUGAUUAUCAAGAAUCUGACGUUUCCUUUCUCUUCUCUGACCUCAGUUUGUGGUCAGAUUGCUACGGCCGUGCCAGCAUCAGCUGAAACUCUUAUAGGAAAAUGGAAAAAAAAAAUCAAUCAAGGUCAAUUCUCAAUGUGGACCUGCUGCUUCCAUGCCUCUGAUAAGUUGUCAUAUUUUUUUUUAUUAAUGGAAAACUGUUUUAUUGAAUCAGUCCUGUGUACGGCUUCUUUUAAAAUAAAUACAUAGAUGUAUAAUCUGUCCAUGUAGGAGUUGUGUCAAAUAAGCUGUGAGAGGGAUAUACGACAGCAUUUUUAUUGAUCCUUCAGAAUGCCAAAACAGACAGCAAUACACAGUAUGAAUAAUAUAUAUUUCCCAAUAUGAAUAAUUAAGUAUCUGCUGUAUUUUAUUAUUGUUACAGUUUAUAUAUCUAAUUAAUAAUUUUUAAAUGUGUUUAAUGUUUGCACCAGUUCUGUUGUACAUAACUACUGGAUAUAUGUAAGCGUAUGGUUUGCUAUUGAUUGUUGGGGCAUCUGCUGUACUAUAACUAUGGUUUGAUUGGUAGUGGAAAUCAAUGUGAUGCUUAACUUGCUUAUGUAUGAGAGUUUUAUAAAAAUGGAGUGUCUGUGUGUGAAGCAGGAAAGAGGGGUGGGAUUGCACUUAUCACUUGACUACUUGAGGAAUAUUUUUUUUUUUUUCGUCUCAAUUUGGUGUCGUGACUUCGAUCAGUUAUUGCAGUGCAACCAAACAUCCUGACUUCUGUUAAAUUUAGUAAACAGCCGUGACUUGUUAGUGAUACUGGAUUUUUUUUUUUUAAAAACCUGAAUUUGUGUUUGCUCAGUUUUGACUUUUGGUGUGACAAUAUCAUCUCAGAAAACUUUAAACUAUUUAGGACUUUGCAUGACUGUACAGUAUCUUUUGAAUUGCAGAAUGAUCAUGUUGCCUCAUUUUCCUACUUUAUGCUUUAGUGUGGAACUCUUAACACUAAUAAGCUUUGCUUUGCAAGUCCUACUGUUUUAGGUGUUGAGAUUGAACUGUUUUACUGUACGCGGCAGUCUUGAAGCACUUGGCCCAGUCCCUGACCUCUCACUGAAAUCUAGUCGUGCCUCAACUGAGUGAAGAAUAUUAAACAUCCAUGAAACCUGUGCAGCUAUGGAUACACACUGUAUAGUAUUCAAACCACGCCUUGUAUAUAUGCCACACGGAAGACUUCUGUGUUUUGUUUUAAACUUGUACCUUGCUCACUAGCUCUAUAUGAAAUAUAUAUGAAUAUUUUUUAUUUUCAUUUGAAUGUAUAACGUCAAAUAAAUGAAGUGUUUGGAAAAUC
Molecule: messenger RNA, 9658 nt
Organism: Acanthopagrus latus (yellowfin seabream)
Lineage: Eukaryota; Metazoa; Chordata; Actinopteri; Spariformes; Sparidae
Gene: mpripa
Product: myosin phosphatase Rho-interacting protein
Exons: 27
Coding region: 780-8213 (2477 amino acids)
Biological process (GO): actin filament organization
Cellular component (GO): actin cytoskeleton
Molecular function (GO): actin filament binding
Source: RefSeq, a predicted model, not a curated record